Molecule: messenger RNA, 1382 nt
Organism: Macrosteles quadrilineatus (aster leafhopper)
Lineage: Eukaryota; Metazoa; Arthropoda; Insecta; Hemiptera; Cicadellidae
Exons: 2
Coding region: 121-1368 (415 amino acids)
Source: RefSeq, a predicted model, not a curated record
UAUGAAGUGUCAAAUUAGUUUUCAAUUUCAAUAAUCUUUUGUUGGGUAUUUUUAAAUUGUGGUUAGUGUAGUGCAAAAUAUUCUGUUUAUAUACAAACCAUUCGUUAAGCCGUUGUUGUGAUGGAUAUGCAAGUUGCGGCAGCAGGAUAUAUUUAUAUAUACCUGGCUACCAAAAAAAUCCGAAGGUCCCGGAAAAAUCGACGGUGGUGGGAGACCAGGUUAUGUAAUGGAAGAGCAAACCAAAACCCCUUGCUAAAUGACCUGAAGUUCCAGGAAAUAAGUGGACAAUAUAAAAACUUUACUAGGAUGUCCCCCCAAGACUUUGAGCACCUGUUGAACUUGAUUGGGGGGAAAAUCACUAAAAGAGACACCCAUAUGAGGGAAUCUAUAUCAGCUCAAGACAGGUUGGCAGUAACCUUACGGUUUUUAGCAACUGGAGACAACUUCAACAGCCUACAGUACCUAUUUAGAAUUUCACGCCAAGCCAUUGGACAAAUAAUACCAGAAGUUUGCCAAGCUCUCUGUGAUGUUCUCCAAAACAUUAAGAUACCAGCACAACCUGAGGAAUGGGAAAAGAUUGCAAAAGACUACCACAAUAAGUGGAACUUUCCGCACUGCAUCGGAGCCGUGGACGGCAAGCAUGUUGUGAUUGAAAGUCCAACUGGUAGUGCAAGUGUCUUCUACAACUUUAAAGGAUUUUUUAGUGUUGUUUUGUUUGCGUUGGUCGACGCAGACUAUAACUACAUGUUUGUGGAUGUUGGGGCCCAAGGGAGCGCUGGGGACGUCGCAGUAUUUGAAAACUCGGCUCUUGGGAAGAAGUUGGCUGAAGGAUCGCUAGAUCUUCCAGAACCGAGACCGCUUCCCGGAAUGGAGUCUAAUGACAUCCCUUAUUUCAUUGUGGGGGACGAAGCAUUUGCUUUGUCUGACUUCCUUAUGCGAAUGUAUGCUGGACACUUUCCUAAGGGAAGCAGACAGAGGCUGUUCAACUACCGCCUAUGCAGAGCUCGCCGGGUUGUGGAAAACGUUUUUGGGAUUACGGCCUCUGUGUUCAGAAUACUAAGGAAACCCAUGGCUUUGCAACCAGAGAAAGUGAGCUUGAUAGUGCUCACUAUAACAAAGCUGCACAAUUUCCUGCGACAGCGCAAACACUCAGCUGAAAGGUACACUCCCUAUGGCACUUUUGAUGAGGAAAUUGACGGGGAAGUAGUACCGGGGUCAUGGCGCAACGACUCUUCGAUGUCAUCAAUGUUGCCCCUCAAAAGAGUAGCGCGCCGUCCUCCUCUCUCUGCUGCUGAGGUCAGAGACAAGCUGUCGCUGUACUUUGCAACUGUUCAAGGAAGAGUACCGUGGCAGAACAAGAAGGCCUAAGCACAAGAAGGGAU